AUGGACACCGAAUACCAGGCCCACGAAUUAUUUUGUGUCAAUGCCGAAUUUCGCGUGUUGAUUUGCCAGAAAUGUCAAUGUGCCGUACGCCGGGGACAGAUCAAGGCCCAUUUAAGUAGUACCGUACAUCGGAUACCCAUUUCGUGGGUACAGUAUAUCGACAGAGUGAUCCAGCAGUGGGAUCAUAUUGAUGAUCACCCAGAGGUGGAUAGUUGGCCCCGCCAGAUUGAUCAACCCAUCCCCGAGUUACCCGUUUAUCAGGAUGGAUUAUUGUGCCAGCAAUGUGAGGUAUAUACAUGCCGCCAGAUCCGUACGAUGAAGGCACAUUGGAUAGAGGCCCAUCAGUAUCGUGUACAGCAAAGCCGUGGUCGUCCCACACCCAGACAGGAAAAAGCCAUCCAGGCCGCCAUUAACGCCAAUAGCCGAGCCGUUGCGUGUCAGCGUAUAUUCAGCCAAGGCCCCGGUUCACAUUAUAUUCAUAUUGUGCAGCCCAAUCCCAAUGAGCCCCCCAUAGACCCCGUGGAAGACCCCGACCGGAUUCACCAGUUAGUGCAAAUGGUUGAGGAGUAUCAGCAGCAAGAUCAACAGGCCCAUGAAACCAUCAUCCAGGCCGGGGAGUUAGAUGAAGCCACGCCAUGGUUGAAUCGGACGGGGUGGGUUCGGUAUUUACAAGGGACCCCCCCGGCAGCCAUUAUUCGAGAGUACCCAGCGCCCCGAGGAGGAUGCCGAGGGACCAGAGCGUAUCGCAUUGGUCAUUUGGGAGGCCAUGGAGCGAUUGGCAUCGGUGAGCCAGGAGAUCGCCAAGGCGUGCGGGCAUUUAGUACGCAUUGA
Messenger RNA from Penicillium manginii, 831 nucleotides. RefSeq lists its product as uncharacterized. The record is from RefSeq and is a predicted model, not a curated record. NCBI's taxonomy places the organism in Eukaryota, Fungi, Ascomycota, Eurotiomycetes, Eurotiales, Aspergillaceae. The coding region runs from base 1 to 831 and encodes 276 amino acids. The transcript has a single exon.